Molecule: messenger RNA, 1167 nt
Organism: Cajanus cajan (pigeon pea)
Lineage: Eukaryota; Viridiplantae; Streptophyta; Magnoliopsida; Fabales; Fabaceae
Biological process (GO): regulation of DNA-templated transcription
Cellular component (GO): nucleus
Molecular function (GO): DNA-binding transcription factor activity; sequence-specific DNA binding
Source: RefSeq, a predicted model, not a curated record
UUUAUAGUUUUAGUGGGUGAGAAUAGCCAUGUCUACUUCAAAGAGCGUCAGCAGUUCUAGUGAAGAUGAAAAUGAACUUAGGAGAGGGCCUUGGACUCUUGAAGAGGAUAAUUUGCUCUCCCAAUACAUUUCUAAUCAUGGGGAAGGGCGAUGGAAUUUGCUGGCAAAACGUUCAGGAUUAAAGAGAACUGGUAAAAGUUGCAGAUUAAGGUGGCUAAAUUAUCUAAAACCAGAUGUGAAACGGGGAAAUUUAAGCCCAGAAGAGCAGCUUUUAAUACUUGAACUCCACUCAAAGUGGGGAAACAGGUGGUCAAAAAUUGCACAACAUUUGCCGGGGAGGACAGACAAUGAAAUCAAGAACUAUUGGAGAACCCGGAUUCAGAAACAAGCAAGGCAUUUGAAAAUUAACAGCGACAGCAGAGAGUUUCAAGAACUUGUUAGGCGUUUCUGGAUACCAAGGUUGCUUCAGAAAGUAAAAGAAUCACCCUCUUCUUCAACCAUGUCAAUUCAAAACCAGGCAAUUCCUCUGCCUCAAGGUGGUGUUUCUCAUUCAAGUGUUGGGACCAUGCCAUCACAAACUCCUUGGCAGGGACUUUGCAUGAAUGAAGCUGGUCCCACUUACUCAGACUCUGAUCACAACAAUGGUUCAUGCAUCUCCUUUUCUGAGUCAGCAAAUGUUCCAAACGUGCCUCAGCAUUUUGGACACACCAUCAACCAAUUUCAUGACUUUGGAAAUUUCACAUAUGAUGGUUAUCAUGAAAAUAACAAUGCCUAUGAGAUGGACACUUUCAAAACGCCAACUGCAAGGGUGGCUGAGGAUGUGCAAUACCCAAUUGCUGAUUGUCAAAUGGCAGGAGCCAAUUGGGUAAACAACGACUUUGCAUGUAGCAUGUGGAACAUGGAUGAAUUCUGGCAAUUUAGCAAGUUACAAAAAUAAGACUUUAGGGUUUUGGUUUUUGGAAUAACCCAAACGCUAUCUUUGAUGACAUUAUUGUUAUCAUGAAUUGUUGAUUAGCUACACCAAAUUAAUUAAUCCAUAUGGUGAUUGUUUUCUGUACAUCUGUUCAGACUUCAGAUGACUACUUUGUAAUUUGUAUUGAUUGAGAUUGAAUCCCUAAGUUGAGCAAAGUCAAUGGUCGCUGGUGCAAAACACAACUACCCUCUCAA